AUGUCCACAGACGACGCAGGCUUUACAGCUGCCCUUGAAGAGGCACAGCAAGGCUUUGAAGAGGGCGGCGUGCCCAUUGGAGCAUGUCUCGUGGCGGCCGAUGGAACAAUCUUGGGAAGAGGGCACAACAUGAGAGUGCAAGAGAACAGUGCUAUUCUACAUGGCGAAACGUCAGCAUUGGAGAACGCAGGUCGUCUCCCAGCCUCAGCAUACAAAGGGUCGACAAUGUACACGACUCUGUCCCCGUGCAAUAUGUGUACGGGAGCAUGUAUUCUUUACAAGGUGUCGCGCGUCGUCAUGGGGGAGAAUAACACUUUUGUCGGAGGCGAAGAACUUCUUCGACAGCAUGGCAUUGAGGUUGUGAAUCUUCAGAAUGCGGAAUGCGAGCAAUUGAUGAAAGACUUCAUCGCAAAGCAUCCCGAAGACUGGUACGAAGACAUUGGUGAGGAUGUCUAA
This is a messenger RNA of Pseudocercospora fijiensis CIRAD86, 456 nucleotides long. RefSeq lists its product as uncharacterized. The record is from RefSeq and is a predicted model, not a curated record. The transcript has 3 exons. NCBI's taxonomy places the organism in Eukaryota, Fungi, Ascomycota, Dothideomycetes, Mycosphaerellales, Mycosphaerellaceae. Gene Ontology annotation, molecular function: diaminohydroxyphosphoribosylaminopyrimidine deaminase activity. Bases 1 to 456 code for a protein of 151 amino acids. Gene Ontology annotation, cellular component: cytoplasm; nucleus.